Esox lucius (northern pike) is the source of this 4942-nucleotide messenger RNA. It is a transcript of the gene ace, whose product is annotated as angiotensin I converting enzyme (peptidyl-dipeptidase A) 1. Gene Ontology annotation, cellular component: plasma membrane. Gene Ontology annotation, molecular function: metallopeptidase activity; peptidyl-dipeptidase activity. The coding region runs from base 693 to 4586 and encodes 1297 amino acids. NCBI's taxonomy places the organism in Eukaryota, Metazoa, Chordata, Actinopteri, Esociformes, Esocidae. The record is from RefSeq and is a predicted model, not a curated record. Gene Ontology annotation, biological process: proteolysis. The transcript has 26 exons.
AAAAUUUAGCAACAUUGGGCUGUCUGUGUAAUUGUAACCAUAGUUUUGCCCCUCUACAUCUCCCUUGCUAUUCUCUCUCUCUGCAUCUCUCUUGUCUGUUUUCCUAUUUCUGUCUCCCCUCACUGUAUCACCCUCUUUUCUCUCCCAUUUUCUUUUGCCCCCACCUCUGGCCCCCUUCCCUCCGCAGCUUAGAAUAUUGAGAGAGGGUGGAGGAGAGAGCAAGAGUGCGUGGAGUGCAUUACAGACUUGGCGCGUACUCUGCGGUUGGUUGUUGAAGUGCCUCCACUUCACUCGCUAUGGUGUGUGAAGCCUAUUUCUGAUCCUGAACUGCGGCGUUUCAAGGCUUUGGGCAAAGGAGCAAGUGCCUGCAACUGCAAUCAGUGUUACUGCUCAACAACCAGGAAGCUUUAAAGAAAGCAAGAGGCACACAGAUACAGACCCGGUGGGAGAGAGAAAGAUUAGGUUGGAAAGAAAGAGGUUAAAGGGAGACUGUUAGUAAGUGGGCAGGCAGGCACUGCUGUGGAAAGGGGGAGGCUGCAGAGAAAGUGUGGGCUGGGUUACACUGCUAGCUACUUAAAAGGAGCCGACGGUGGGGAGUCAAGAUUCGAGGAACAGAAGCAGUAAGAGAAGCGAAAGAGUAGAAUUGGAUGAGACCAACCCAGGGAAGCUGAAAAGAAUACUCCACGGCCAGAAUGGCCAGAAUGCUUUUGGCAGCGAUGGGGCUGAUACUGCCAAUAUCAGUACUCUGUGAGAUUGUCCUGCCACCUGAGUGGAUGCCGGGGAACUAUUCUUCCACAGAAGAAGGUGCCAUAAAGUUUGUUGACGCUUACAAUACCUCCGCUGAGCAAGUCACCUACCUAAACCAAGAGGCAAGCUGGACUUACCAGACCAACAUUACAACUCACAACUCGGAUAAAAAGGUGGAAUCUGACGGGCUGAAGCAAGCUUUCACAGAAGCCUGGGGUAAGAAGGCCAAAGUGACCUUUAACCCUGAGCUGCUGGCGACCUUCAACACUACCCUACAAAGGAGAAUCCACAAGAUCAACAUUCUGGGUCCAGCUAACCUUCCUGCAGCAGAAAGAAAUGAGUACAAUCGCAUCCUUAGUGAAAUGUCUUCAAUAUACUCCACUGCCAAAGUGUGUCCAAAGCCUGAGGAAUGCUGGUCUCUCGAGCCAGAGCUGACAGAGAUCAUGGCCAGCUCACGAAGCUACAAGAGAUUGCUUUAUGCUUGGGAAGGCUGGCACAAUGCAUCGGGUGUGCCACUCAAGGGACUGUAUCCAAAAUUUGUGAAGCUUAGCAACCAAGCCUAUGUAGCGGAUGGUUUCAAUGACACCGGAGCAUAUUGGCGUUCGUGGUAUGAGUCCAGUUCCUUUGAGAAUGACCUGGAGGUUAUUUACAAACAGGUGCAGCCACUCUACCAGAAUCUUCAUGCCUUUGUACGUCGUAAGCUCUACAACCACUACGGCCCAAAGUACAUAAAUCUGAAAGGACCUAUCCCUGCUCACCUUCUAGGAAACAUGUGGGCGCAAACCUGGAACAACAUCUAUGACAUGAUGAUCCCCUUCCCCGGAAAACCUAAUGUGGAUGUGACCAAAGAAAUGGAGGCCAAUAAAUGGAACGCCACUCACAUGUUCCGUGUGGCUGAGGAGUUCUUCACAUCCCUGGGUCUCAUCAAAAUGCCUGAUGAGUUCUGGAAUAAGUCUAUGCUGGAAAAACCAGACGACCGGGAGGUGGUGUGCCAUGCAUCUGCCUGGGACUUCUACAACAGAAAGGACUUCAGGAUCAAACAGUGUACCACCGUCAACAUGCAACAGCUUUUCACGGUGCACCACGAGAUGGGCCACAUCGAAUACUAUCUGCAGUAUAAGGACCAACCUAUUAGCUUCCGCCGUGGCGCUAACCCAGGCUUCCAUGAGGCCAUUGGUGAUGUCAUGUCCCUGUCUGUGUCCACGCCUAAACAUCUGGCCAGCAUCGGCCUUUUGCCCAAUGCGACCAAUGAUCCUGAGAGCGACAUCAACUACCUACUGAAGAUGGCUCUGGAGAAGAUUGCCUUCCUUCCCUUUGGCUAUCUUAUAGACCAAUGGCGAUGGAACGUGUUUAGCGGUCACACUCCACCAGAGCGCUACAAUGCAGACUGGUGGCACCUCAGGACAAAAUACCAGGGUAUCUGUCCUCCCACUAAACGUACAGAGGAACACAUGGACGCCGGAGCAAAAUACCACAUUCCAGGAAAUACUCCUUACAUCAGAUACUUUGUGAGUUUCAUUCUGCAGUUCCAGUUCCACAAGAAGCUGUGUGAUGCGGCAGGACACCGUGGGCCCCUGCACACAUGUGACAUUUAUCAGUCCAAAGAGGCAGGAAAGAUUUUAGAGACGGUCCUUAAAUCAGGAGAAUCCAAACCUUGGCAAAAUGUGCUCCAGGAAGCCAUUGGUACAGACAAGAUGAGCGCCAGUGCACUGAUGGAAUACUUUAAACCAAUCAUCACAUGGCUGGAGGAACAGAAUAAAGCCACAAAUGAAACCCUGGGCUGGCCUGACUUUAACUGGGUUCCCCCUGUACCAGAAGGCUACCCCGAGGAUGUUGACAAGGUUACAGAUGAGCUGAAGGCUAAGGCAUUCCUGGAAGAGUACAAUAGAACUGCGGAGGUGGUCUGGAAUGCAUACACUGAGGCUUCGUGGGCCUACAACACCAAUAUUAAUGAAGAGAACAAGCAGACGAUGCUGAAAAAAAACUUGGAAAUGUCUAACCACACACUGACCUAUGGAAAGAAUGCACGCAAGUACGAUACCACAGACUUCCAGGAUAAUUCCGUGAAGCGUAUCCUCAAGAAACUCAGUGACAUUGAAAGGGCUGGACUUCCAGACAAUGAACUUGUAGAGUACAACAAUCUGCUGGCUAAUAUGGAGACCAAAUACAGUGUGGCUAAUGUGUGCAGAGACAAUGGGACCUGCCAUCCACUGGACCCAGACCUCCAGAAGAUCAUGGCUGAGUCAAGAGACUACAGUGAGCUUCUAUUUGCCUGGCAGGGCUGGAGAAAUGCCUCUGGCAGAGAACUUCGCCAGGACUACAAGAGAUAUGUGCAACUGGCCAAUAAAGCUGCCACACUUAAUGGACACUCUGACAAUGGAGCAUUUUGGCGCUCCCUGUAUGAGACCCCCACCUUUGAAGAGGAUCUUGAGUCUCUCUGGAAGGAGCUUGAACCCCUCUAUCUCAAUGUACACGCAUAUGUGCGCAGGUCCCUCUAUAAGAAAUACGGCGGAAAAUACAUUAACCUGAAGGGACCAAUCCCUGCCCAUCUUUUAGGUAACAUGUGGGCACAGACCUGGUCUGGCAUCAUGGACUUGGCCAUUCCCUACCCCAAUGCCACACAGGUUGAUGCCACGCCGGCCAUGAUAGCCAAGGGCUGGAAUGCCGUAAGGAUGUUCAAUGAGUCAGACCACUUCUUCACUUCUCUGGGGUUGCUGCCUAUGCCUCCAGAGUUCUGGAGUAAAUCCAUGCUGGAGAAACCCACGGACGGCCGCAAUGUGGUGUGUCAUGCCUCCGCCUGGGACUUUUACAACCGCAAAGACUUCAGGAUCAAACAGUGCACUGUGGUAACUAUGGAUGAUCUUAUCACUGUGCACCAUGAGAUGGGUCACGUGCAGUAUUUCCUGCAGUACAAAGAUCAGCCCAUCUCCUUCCGUGACGGUGCCAACCCCGGCUUCCAUGAGGCCAUCGGUGAUGUGCUGGCCCUGUCCGUUGCCACUCCCAGACAUUUAAAGGAGAUUGGUUUACUAGAUGUGGUGGAAGCCAACAAGGAGAGUACAAUCAAUUACCUCAUGAGUAUUGCUCUGGACAAAAUCGCCUUCCUGCCCUUCGGUUACCUGAUGGACCAGUGGAGGUGGAAAGUGUUUGAUGGGCGCAUCUCUGAGUCCGAGUACAACAAGGAAUGGUGGAACAUGAGAAUGAAGUACCAGGGCUUAUGUCCACCUGUGGCCCGCACUGAGCAGGACUUUGACCCGGGUGCAAAGUUCCACAUUCCUGCCAACGUGCCCUAUGUCAGGUACUUCGUGAGUUUCAUCAUUCAGUUUCAGUUCCACCAGGCUCUUUGUAAGGCUGCCAACCAUAAAGGGCCUCUUCAUGAAUGCGAUAUCUACCGCUCUAAAGAGGCAGGGAAACUUCUAGGUGAUGUAAUGAAGCUCGGUUUCAGUAAGCCCUGGCCUGAAGCAAUGGCCAUGAUCACUGGAGAGCCCGUCAUGUCCGCCAAGCCACUGGUUGAGUACUUCAAACCCCUCACUGAUUGGCUGGAGGCAGAGAACAACAAGAAUGGCGAGGUCAGAGGUUGGCCUGAGUACGACUGGAAACCGCCAAGUCCUGGCUCCGUAACACUUCCACUCACCACAGUCCCACAUGAUACCAGUCCAACAAUUCCACCACAUGCUGUGGACUUCCUGGGGAUGAAACUGGACCAUUCAGCGGCGUCUGCGGGCCAGUGGGUCCUUCUGGUCCUGGGCCUGGUGCUCUUAGUGGCCACCAUUCUCCUGGGCUACAAGUACAAGAAAUCCAAACGGAGAAGUCUGUCCUCAUCUGAGGUGGAGCUUAAGUAAGGCCUCCGUUAACUAGCUUUAUAGGAAGAUCACCACUACCCGGCAACAGUGGUGUCAUGAUCAGUGUUUGUAAUGUGCGCCUGAUUUUGAUUGGUCUAUUCUUUCUGUAUGCUUUUACCUUAAGUUGGACAUCUUGUAUAUUUAUUGUAUACAUUUGGAGUCAAAACUUGAUUUGACUAUGCAAAAGAAACAAAACUAGCAAUUUUUGUAAUUUAUUUGUAAUAUGAAACACUGAGCCUGGUGAACACAUUGUUCGACUGAUUGUAAAGUCUUUAAUUGUGUAUGCAUUAUUUUUGGAAUAUUUUUGUCCGUGAAUUAUUUGCCUUUUUAGAAUAAAGAGAGAAAUGUCCACUGGC